AUGGCUCCAGCAAAUCUCUCCCAGGUGACUGAAUUCGUCCUCAGGGGCGUCUCAGACCGUCCGGAGCUCCAGAUUCCACUCUUCUUUGUCUUCCUGGUCCUCUAUGGGCUGACGGUGACAGGGAACCUGGGCAUCAUCACCCUCACCACUGUUGACACUCAACUGCAGACUCCCAUGUACUUCUUCCUCCGGCACUUGGCUAUCAUCAACCUUGGCAACUCUACUGUCAUUACCCCUAAAAUGCUGGUUAACUUCCUGGUUUUGAAGAAAACUAUAUCCUACUAUGGAUGUGCAGUGCAAAUGGGUGGAUUCAUAGUUUUUAUCGUGGCUGAGAUUUUCAUGCUGGCCGCAAUGGCCUAUGACCGCUACAUGGCUAUUUGCAACCCCCUGGUCUACAUGGUGGUAGUGUCUCCACAGGUCUGCCUUUUGCUGGUGUCCCUCACGUAUGUCUACAGUCUGAUCACAGCACUGACAGUCGCUUCCUGUGUGUUCUCUGUGUCCUAUUGCUCUUCCAAUGUAAUCAACCAUUUUUACUGUGAUAACGUCCCCUUGUUAGCAUUGUCGUGUUCUGACACCUACGUUCCAGAAACAGCUGCGUUUGCCUUUUCAGGAGUCAAUUUGAUUUUCUCUAUGAUUGUUGUUCUCAUAUCCUACCUUAACAUCAUCCUUGCCAUCUUGAGGAUACGUUCCUCAGAGGGGAGACAAAAAGCCUUUUCCACUUGUGCUUCUCACAUGAUGGCGGUCACUGUGUUCUAUGGGACUCUUCUCUUCAUGUACCUGCAGCCCAGGACCAACCACUCAUUAGAUACUGACAAGACAGCCUCUGUCUUCUACACCCUCGUGAUACCAAUGCUGAACCCCCUCAUUUACAGCCUACGUAACAAGGAUGUGAAGGAUGCAUUGAAGAGAUUCCUGGAUAACCCAUGUCAAUCAUUCAAACUAAAGUAA
Molecule: messenger RNA, 948 nt
Organism: Molossus molossus (Pallas's mastiff bat)
Lineage: Eukaryota; Metazoa; Chordata; Mammalia; Chiroptera; Molossidae
Product: olfactory receptor 8J2-like
Exons: 1
Coding region: 1-948 (315 amino acids)
Biological process (GO): sensory perception of smell; G protein-coupled receptor signaling pathway
Cellular component (GO): membrane
Molecular function (GO): olfactory receptor activity; G protein-coupled receptor activity; odorant binding
Source: RefSeq, a predicted model, not a curated record